AUCGAAAAAAUGCUAAUAGGAUAUCAACCCAAAAGGUUCUCUCUCUGAGGUCAUUUGGGGGCACCCAGAGCUUAAAGCAAACAUGCUGAAGCAGCAUUUAAAACUUGUGCAGCGCGCAAAACGACUAAGUGCCAAAAGAAAUUAAAUUGGCCAAGUGCAAGUCCAGAAUAAAAAGUAUUAUCUUUUCCCCCUGUGUGAAUCACGCUAUCUUGAGUAUUAAAUAAUCAUAUCAAUAAAGCUGCCUCACCUUUGGUUGUGUUCUUAAUAAUGUGACCGGUGAGAGUAUAUUGGAGCCAUAUGGGUCAUAUAGUCAUCCAUCUCAAACUCGGCACUAGCUUAAAGUGAAAGCGAGCCAACAGUAAUGAAUGAAUUGGCUUUUGAUGUGUGCUAUUUUAUCUCAUGUGGGUCAGUGAGUAAGUGAUGGUUGCAAUUCUGUCACAUUACAAAGGGGCACAUUUUCAAGCCCCCUGAGAGAUAAACGUGCUGCUCCCUUUUUCCCCCCAGCGCCUCCUUUCACAACAGGUGGUAGCUAUUUCCAAAUCAUCACUUGUCCCGGGCCAAUCUAUAAAAAGAUUAAGGAUAUGUUCAACUUUUAAUUUGACUCCUAUAUUAUGAUUUUUUUUUUUUUUUUUUAUGUGACGUCCUUGGUGUUUACUUCCUGUCUUGUCUUAAUCUCAAGGGCACGUGUAGGAGUUGAUAUGUGUGACUUGACAAAUUCUACACAAAGUGUUAUUCCUGUCCGUGGCUUGAUGAUUGGCCGACCCGACGUGGGUGUGUGCAUGACCAUUAUGGACAGACAUCGUGACUUUAGAUGAAGGACUCCUGCUCCGUUAGUUGAAAUGUCCUCUCGCCAUCUGGCUGCAAAGAUACCCGAAGGCGCCGAGACUCUGUUAAUAUGCUUGCGUGGCUCGAAAUAAUUUUCUAUUAUUCUCAGCAGAAAGAUCCAUGGAUUCAGUGGUGAGCUUCGCCUGCAUCUCAUUUCUGACCCCUUGAGACUUUUUUAUUAUCGUGGCUGAAGAUAAUGUCAAGUUUUCAGGAGCCAAUUAUCUUCACCAAUCCCGUGGCUGAGUGUUGACGUGGGCGCAACUACAAAAUGAUGACUCAUGGGCUUUGUCACUACUACGUUGAUGUUUAGAGCUUCCACGUCUGGAGUGUGGCAUGCUGAGGGCACCAGUAUCGUGGACCCGUGUAAUGCAGAGCCUGCGCCUCCCAGUCCAGCCAUGUACCAGCUGGAUAUUGUCUUGAAAAAAGGCAACAACUUGGCCAUCCGAGAUCGCACAGGUACCAGUGAUCCAUAUGUCAAGUUCAAGAUUCAAGGGAAGGAGGUGUUCAGGAGUAAAACCAUCCAUAAGAACCUCAAUCCUGUGUGGGAUGAAAGAGCAAGUCUCCUGGUGGAAAGCCUGAGGGACCCGCUGUACGUCAAGGUUUUUGACUAUGACUUUGGACUCCAGGAUGACUUCAUGGGCUCGGGGUAUCUCUACUUGGAGUCUCUGGAACAUCAGAGGACACUGGAAGUUACCCUGGACCUAAAGGACCCGCAUUAUCCAGACCACAAUCUCGGCAGCUUGGACCUUUCCGUCACUUUAUCACCCCGUGAGGGCGACAUGAGAGAUGCAACCAUGCUUUUGAGAAGGAACUGGAAACGAUCUAGUAAGUGUCAGAGUAUGCGCCUGUCGGAUGUACACCGAAAAUCUCAACUGUGGCGAGGCAUCGUCAGCAUCAGUCUGAUCGAAGGUCGCGGCCUCCAGCCCAUGGACGACAACGGCCGAAGUGACCCAUAUGUUAAAUUUAGGAUGGGCCACCAAAAGUACAAGAGCAAGACGAUUCCCAAAACGCUGAAUCCUCAAUGGAGAGAGCAGUUUGACUUCCACAUGUAUGAGGAGCAAGGAGGCUACGUGGACAUUACUGUCUGGGACAAAGAUGCUGGCAAGAAAGACGACUUCAUGGGAAAGUGUACAAUCGACUUGUCCCUCCUCAGUAAAGAACACACUCACAAGCUGGAGUUACUACUUGAGGAAGGCGAAGGUGUGCUGGUAAUGCUGGUGACGCUCACGGCCUCCGCUGCCGUCUCCAUCUCCGACAUGUCGGUCAACGUGCUGGACGACCCGCAUGAGCGACUGCAGAUCAAGCAGAGAUAUAGCUUGUGGAGGUCGUUGCGCAACCUGAAAGACGUCGGCGUGGUGCAAGUAAAAGUCAUCCGGGCUGAGGGCUUGAUGGCUGCAGAUGUCACAGGUAAGAGUGACCCAUUCUGUGUAGUGGAGCUGAGUAACGAUCGGCUGCAGACUCACACCGUUUACAAAAACCUUAACCCGGAGUGGAACAAGGUCUUCACUUUUAACGUGAAGGACAUCCACACAGUGCUUGAGGUCACCGUCUACGACGAGGACCGAGACAGAAGCGCAGACUUCCUGGGGAAAGUGGCCAUUCCUUUACUCAAUAUCCAAAAUGGAGAACGCAAAGCCUACGCCUUGAAAAGCAAGGAGCUGACAGGGCCAACCAAAGGGGUCAUCUUUCUUGAAAUAGACGUCAUUUUUAACGCUGUGAAGGCUGGUCUCAGGACGUUGAUCCCCAUUGAGCAGAAGUAUAUUGAGGAGGAGCCCAGAGUGUCCAAACAGCUGCUGUUGCGCAACUUCAACAGAGUGAGGCGCUGCAUCAUGUUCAUCAUCAACACCGGUUAUUACAUCAACAGCUGCUUCGAAUGGGAAUCUCCCCAGAGGAGCAUCUGUGCCUUUGUGCUCUUUGUCGUCCUGGUGUGGAACUUUGAACUCUAUAUGAUUCCGCUGGCUUUGUUGCUACCCUUGGCCUGGAACUACAUUCUCAUCACGUCGGGCAAGGAUACGAGGCAAGAUGUGCAAGCAAUGGAGGAUCUGAUGGAGGACGAGGAUGAGGAUUUUGACAAAGAUGACAGGGAAACUAAACCAGAGGCCGGGGACGACAGCCAUGAUAAAUACCGUACCCUUGAGGAGUUGUUGUCUUCCUGGCACUUUGAGUGGAUGCUAGUAAUGGUGGACUCGGAGAGAAAGGGCUUCAUGAACAAGAUUUAUGCCAUUCAGGACGUGUGUAUCAGCGUGCAGAAUGCGCUGGAUGAAGUGGCCUCCUAUGGCGAGAGGAUAAAGAACACUUUUAAUUGGACUGUGCCUUUCCUAAGCUGGCUGGCCAUCGUCGCUCUUGGAAUGGCCACCGUCAUUGUUUACUUCAUCCCGCUCAGAUACAUCGUGCUAGCCUGGGGAGUGAAUAAAUUCACCAAGAAGCUGCGAGACCCUUACACCAUUGACAACAACGAGAUCUUGGACUUUUUGUCCCGAGUGCCCUCUGAUGUCCAAGUGGUGCAGUACCGAGAGCUGAAACCAGAUCCCAAUCCCAGUCCAAAUAAGAGGAAGAAAAACAACCCCGGGUAGAAGUCUUGCCUUGUGUCCAUUUCCUGUGUGCUGCUCCAUUACUGGACUCUAAGAAGAGCGAGGUGGGAGGCGCUCGGAACCCAACGUGGCCAUUACAGGCGCCUAAUGUUUAAUUUUGGAAACAAAAAAGAAAUUCUUAUCCCCAUUUGGUGAAAAACAAAAGAUGGUAGAGGAUGGAUCUGUAAGUACAUCAUUUCCCGGUCCUCCUCCUAUCACACUAAUUCUACAUUUCAUGAACCAAGUCUUCUUGCAUUGUUGAAGUGCCACUCCAAUAAUUCAUGUUGUCUUCCUACGAUACGGAUGGCAGCCAUUUGGAUUGAACGAUCCAGAACGCUACCACGUUGUUUUUCUACGCAAACGUGUUUUUAAAUGCAGUUUGACUUCAAAACGCAGCAAUGUCGCAAAUGUUUUCGUGAUGUAUUUAUUUAUUUAUUUAUUUUUUAUUUAUGACACAUUACGGAGGGUUCUGGCUCGCAAUCCAAUUCAUCCAAGCACUGGGCAGCAGAAGAAAGGACAUUCACCAAAGUCGGAAGCAUAUCUGAAAUGUCUUGAAUGGUUAUGAUUGAAGGAUUGUAAGCCGACUUUGCAAAAACAGUCACGCAGAGAAACACAGACUGUGCGUGAUGCCGUGAUGCCAUGCCCCAGGCCGCCCUCGCCAUCCGCCCCGUCUCAAACGCUGAUCUGAGAAGCGUGUGUGUGAGCCGGGGUUUUGUGUGUUUACGGAAUCAAAGCCAAGGUGGCUCUUGUCGUGUUUCCAUUUGAUGUCCCCCCUGCAGCUGCGUUGCUGUCUCCAUCAUGAUUCCAUGGUGCCGUUUGGAUGAAUUAAAAAAAUUAAAUAAAAAGAAGGAAUUGUGAGCCGGGCCCUUUCGUAAAUAUGUUCCGAAUGCGCGUGCCCACUCAUUUCUGGAUUUAGUUUACGACGGUUUUUGAACAUUUGCAAGCAAACCAAAGUGUUUGUCGUUAGCAUUUCGAAGCGAUAAAUCAGGGGUGUCCAAACUUUGA
Syngnathus typhle (broad-nosed pipefish) is the source of this 4400-nucleotide messenger RNA. RefSeq names its product multiple C2 domains, transmembrane 1a (gene mctp1a). NCBI's taxonomy places the organism in Eukaryota, Metazoa, Chordata, Actinopteri, Syngnathiformes, Syngnathidae. The transcript is spliced from 23 exons. Bases 1104 to 3398 code for a protein of 764 amino acids. The record is from RefSeq and is a predicted model, not a curated record. Gene Ontology annotation, biological process: regulation of neurotransmitter secretion. Gene Ontology annotation, molecular function: calcium ion binding. Gene Ontology annotation, cellular component: synaptic vesicle membrane.